Messenger RNA from Prosopis cineraria, 1458 nucleotides. RefSeq lists its product as uncharacterized. Gene Ontology annotation, molecular function: ribosomal large subunit binding. The transcript has 10 exons. The coding region runs from base 221 to 970 and encodes 249 amino acids. Lineage: Eukaryota; Viridiplantae; Streptophyta; Magnoliopsida; Fabales; Fabaceae. The record is from RefSeq and is a predicted model, not a curated record. Gene Ontology annotation, biological process: translation. Gene Ontology annotation, cellular component: mitochondrion.
UUGAGUUGGCUACUUGGCUUACUUCGCAGCUUCGCACGAGUGCACUCCACACAAUCACUUAGCAAGGCUUUCUGGCUUCUUCACUAGACAUACUCACCUUCCUCCGCGGCCGCCGGCGGCGACAGCUUGGCAGCAACAUCACUGCAAGCAAUAAAUAAAUCUUGUGAAGUGAAGAACUUAAGUUCUGAAGAGUAGGAAGAAAGAAUAACAAGGGAGACGGAUGUCUACCUUCAUUAGACGUGCAUUCUCCUACAGAAACCUUCUCCUCCUUCGGAGCUCUGCUUUCCACGGUCGUGAUCUCUCAUGCACCAAUGAAAAUCCUGUCAACUUAUGUAACUCUAAUAUUGACAGGGUAUUCAGUCUCCCGGCAGCUAAUUUUAUCAUAGAGAGUCGCAGAGGCUAUGCCAAAGGACGAAAAUCAAAGGAUGGAGCUGGUGUUAAGACAAUUGAAGUUCCACCAGAUGUUGGGCCUACUAUUAAGGCAAACGCUAUUUCACAGAUGGAGGCAGCAAUGACUGCAUUAUCAACAGAACUAAACAAGCUACGUACAGGAAGGGCAUCUCCUGGAAUGCUUGACCAUAUUAUUGUAGAAACUGGAGGGGUGAAGAUGCCUUUAAACCGAAUUGCUGUUGUUUCAGUCAUAGAUCCAAAGACCUUAUCUGUAAAUCCAUAUGAUCCACAGGCACUUAAACAAUUAGAGAAUGCCAUCGUUUCCUCUCCAUUGGGGUUAAAUCCUAAAGCGGAUGGUGAAAGAUUGAUUGCUGUUAUUCCACCAUUGACCAAAGAGCAUAUGCAGGCUAUGAAUAAAUUGGUCACCAAGUCAUGUGAAGAUGCCCGGCAAAGCAUUAGAAGGGCCCGACAAAAGGCUGGCCAACAGCUUUGGUCUUCAUGUGGCUUUGUGAGGGUAAUUCAGAUCAGUGCAGGCAAUGGAUGUGAUAAAAAAGCUGCAUUCAAGUCUCCCCAAGGAUGACAUAAAAAGAUUGGAGAAAGAAGUUGAUGAAUUGACCAAAAAAUUUAUCAAAAAUGCGGAAGAUGCAUGCAAGGCAAAGGAGAAGGAAAUUAGUCAAGGUUGACCUCUAGUAGGUUUUCUGAAUUUUUGUGGAGGAUUCAGUAUUCCCCUUCGCCUCUCAUUCGUUUGGGGCUUAGGGCCUUAGAUAUAUCUGACCUUAUUGUAGUGUUAUUUCAUUAUUCUUUUGAUAGAAGAUGAGUCCCCUCAAUACCUUCCAACAGUUUGAUCUUUCAUAGGAAUCUUUUGUCGUCAAGAAAACAGCUGCAUAUUAGUGCAUUCGGAGAAAAUUUAAAGAAAAAAGAUGAGUGAUGAUAAUGGCGGAUCUAGAAAACAAGACCAGUGGGGGCAGGAUUAUUUAGUGAGACGCAAAUGAUAUGUACUUCACCGAUAACAAAAUUUACAUUUUAUCGUGGAAUAUGAGGGCACCUCAUUCUUUCCUGGCUGUUAAA